This is a messenger RNA of Asparagus officinalis (garden asparagus), 1876 nucleotides long. RefSeq lists its product as uncharacterized. The transcript has a single exon. Gene Ontology annotation, biological process: rRNA methylation. The record is from RefSeq and is a predicted model, not a curated record. Gene Ontology annotation, cellular component: chloroplast. Lineage: Eukaryota; Viridiplantae; Streptophyta; Magnoliopsida; Asparagales; Asparagaceae. Gene Ontology annotation, molecular function: RNA methyltransferase activity; RNA binding. The coding region runs from base 64 to 1686 and encodes 540 amino acids.
AAUUUUCAUCAUCUCGGCGCCUCCCGCUCGAUUCUUUCUCUCACUCUUCUCAGCUCCACUACCAUGUACUGUUCAAAUCUCGCCAGAAGCCCAGCAAUCCCUCUAUUUUCUAGGGUUUCCAUCCGACCCAAAUGCUCAAAAGGUAACGGAUUCGAUCCCUCAUCUCUCGCCAUUCAAUUUCAUCCAAAAACCCUAAGAAAUGAUGCCGUAUCAAGACCCAAAAUCUCAACUUUUAGUUUCAACCCUAAACCUAGAAAUUUCUCAACUGGGUUUCUUCAAAAAACCCUAGAAAUCAGCAGUAGUAGAUUGAAAUUCAAGAAUUUCUCGAUGGGAAAUAGGGGUUUCUCUACUGCAGAGAGUAGUGUUAGAGAUAAGGGAAGAAAGCGGCUUCCUUGGAUAGCAGGGUACAAAGACAAAGAAGGGAGGAGGGAAGAGAAGAGGGGUGCUGUUAAGACCAGUCGCUCUUCAUGGGUCGAUUCGGCAGAGAAUUAUCUUUCGAGAAAUGGGGGAGAUUCAUUGAAUGAGAGAACAGAAAUUAAAGAUAAAAACGAGAGAUCUUCAUCUAUACCCAGUAAUGGCCGAAACAGGGAGGCGAGAGUAAGAAGAAGAGACCUUUAUGAAGAAAAACCGAUGGAGGAACUGCAGGAUGCUGAGCCAAUUGAUGAUCCGAGAUGGGAUGGAAUUAGGAGAAAAUACAAAGGCUCUGUCGAUAGAGAGCCAAGAUUCGAGAAACCUGAGGUUCGGAAUUGGAGUAAGCAGGAGAACUGGGGUAGAAAUGUUUGGAAAGAAGCAAAGGAAUCGUCAAUACCGAAAAUGGUAGGGCAAGCUGUUUAUGGUGUCGGGCCGGUUUUAGCAGCAUUGACGGUGGAAAGAAGAGAAUUUUAUGCUUUGUAUGUUCAAGAAGGAUUGGACUUGAGUGGAAACAAUAGGAAGAAGAAAGACAAGAAAGCAGUGGAGAAGGUGUUAAAGUUAGCAGAAAAGCUAGGGUUGAAGGUUAUUGAAACCUCAAAGCAUGAUCUCAACAUGAUAGUAGAUAGUAGGCCUCACCAAGGUCUGGUGCUCGAUGCUUCAUCAUUAGAGCUGGUAAAUGUUAAGGAACUAGAGCCUGUAUCUGUGGAGGGUCGAAAAGCUCCAGUUUGGGUGGCCCUAGAUGAAGUUACAGAUCCUCAAAAUUUGGGUGCAAUUGUUAGGUCAUCGUACUUUUUUGGAGUAGAUGGGGUUGUUUUAUGUGCAAAGAACUCCGCUCCUUUGAGUGGAGUUGUAAGCAAAGCCAGUGCGGGCUCUCUUGAAUUGAUCGAGCUGAGGUCUUGUAAAAACAUGAUGCAGUUCUUAUCGUCAUCAAUUGAGAAUGGGUGGCGGGUUCUUGGAGGGUCUGUUUCUUCUAAAGCUCGUCCCUUAUGUGAAGUUGAAGAUAGGGUGCCUACAAUUCUUGUGUUGGGCAGUGAAGGAAGCGGGUUGAGGCCUCUAGUGGAGAGAUCUUGUACUGAAUUAGUUAGAAUCCCCGGGAGUGUAUCUAUGGAUGAAAGUGCAGGGGAUAAUGAAUUUGAAAUGGAGGAAACAGAUCAGAGCGGUAAGGGACAAGAGAUGAAGUCUUUCCUUGCUGUUGAGAGCUUAAAUGUUAGUGUGGCUGCUGGUGUGUUGCUUUACCAUUUGGUUGGGAAUAAUAGCCGUACCGGUGCCGUGUAGUCAAGUGCUGCUCCACAGUGAGAUAUGUUGUCAAUUUUAUUAUUUUAACAAUUUUGGACCAUUUCUUUAAUCUAAUUUUCAUCUUUUUUUUCUAUAGUUCUUUGUUUUCUUAAGCUCAUAGGUCCUUUGUUGUAAUGUAUAUCAUGCUCUGAUAUUAGAUAAAUCAAGGUUACGAGGAGUUAUUUUUAUA